AUGAAAGCAUCGUCUCCACCACCACAUCAACAACAACCGCCUCCGCCUCCUGAUAUUCCAUCCGGAAGUCUUCUCAAUCUAGAGACCUUAUUAGCUGCUUUAGAUGCGAUAGAGAUCUACAUUUCGUCACAAGUGCGUACUGCGCUUAAUGUUGAAGCAACAACUAUUCACGACGAAUUACGUACUGUUUUCGGUGAUGAAGCUCCUUCUUAUCGAACAAUUGCAAGAUGGGCUCAAUGGUUUCGUGAAGGUCGAGAAGAAAUUGAAGAUGAAGAACGAUCCAGAAGACCUGUAACUGAGAGUACUCCUGAAAAUAUUGAAGAAAUUCGCAGUAUUGUUAGUGAUGAUCCUCAUGUUACAAUAGCAGAAUUACAAGAAUAUACUGAUCUAAGUUAUAGUACCGUUCAUAGAAUAUUAUCUGAUCAUCUGGAACUUAGAAAAAUUACUGCCCGUUACAUACCCAAACAGCUAACGGAUUAUCAACGGAGUGAACGUGUUCGAAUAUGCAAAGAAUAUCUGUCAAGAUUUACAGAAGGAGGAUAG
Molecule: messenger RNA, 543 nt
Organism: Rotaria sordida
Lineage: Eukaryota; Metazoa; Rotifera; Eurotatoria; Philodinida; Philodinidae
Source: the annotation of a GenBank genome assembly